Molecule: messenger RNA, 2288 nt
Organism: Rhinopithecus roxellana (golden snub-nosed monkey)
Lineage: Eukaryota; Metazoa; Chordata; Mammalia; Primates; Cercopithecidae
Gene: TRA2B
Product: transformer 2 beta homolog
Exons: 10
Coding region: 744-1310 (188 amino acids)
Biological process (GO): positive regulation of mRNA splicing, via spliceosome
Cellular component (GO): spliceosomal complex
Molecular function (GO): RNA binding
Source: RefSeq, a predicted model, not a curated record
AUCCGGUAGAGUUAGAGCCCGUGCGGAGGCGGUGCGGAGCGGUUCGGCUCUGAGCGGCUGGGCGACCGGCGCGUCGUGCUGGGCUGCGGCGGAGCCUCCUUAAAGAAGGUGCAAGAGGUUGGCAGCUUCGAUUGAAGCACAUCGACCGGCGACAGCAGCCAGGAGUCAUGAGCGACAGCGGCGAGCAGAACUACGGCGAGCGGGUUAAUGUUGAAGAAGGAAAAUGCGGAAGUCGUCAUUUGACAAGUUUUAUAAAUGAGUAUUUGAAGCUCAGGAAUAAGUGAAGCUGAAAUUUGAAAAAAUAAAAGAAAGAAUGCAUGCUAAUUAUCAGACCAGAAGUCCCACUUGUAGAAUAUUGAGCAAUUUGUGUGAAGUGGGGAAGAUGAAAGAAGUCAGAAUUUGAAACGGAAGAAUGAAGAAAAGAAAUAAAAAUGAAGUUAAGAUAAGAAGUAAUCUGGAAUCAGAAAGCACUACGCUAAGAAUCCCGUUCUGCUUCCAGAAGUGGAAGUGCUCACGGAUCGGGGAAAUCUGCAAGGCAUACCCCUGCAAGGUCUCGCUCCAAGGAAGAUUCCAGGCGUUCCAGAUCAAAGUCCAGGUCCAGAUCUGAAUCUAGGUCUAGAUCCAGAAGAAGCUCCCGAAGGCAUUAUACCCGGUCACGGUCUCGCUCCCGCUCCCAUAGAAGAUCACGUAGCAGGUCUUACAGUCGAGAUUAUCGUAGACGGCACAGCCACAGCCAUUCUCCCAUGUCUACUCGCAGGCGUCAUGUUGGGAAUCGGGCAAAUCCUGAUCCUAACUGUUGUCUUGGAGUAUUUGGGCUGAGCUUGUACACCACAGAAAGAGAUCUAAGAGAAGUGUUCUCUAAAUAUGGUCCUAUUGCCGAUGUGUCUAUUGUAUAUGACCAGCAGUCUAGGCGUUCAAGAGGAUUUGCCUUUGUAUAUUUUGAAAAUGUAGAUGAUGCCAAGGAAGCUAAAGAACGUGCCAAUGGAAUGGAACUUGAUGGGCGUAGGAUCAGAGUUGAUUUCUCUAUAACAAAAAGACCACAUACACCAACACCAGGAAUUUACAUGGGGAGACCUACUUAUGGCAGCUCUCGCCGUCGGGAUUAUUAUGACAGAGGAUAUGAUCGGGGUUAUGAUGAUCGGGACUACUAUAGCAGAUCAUACAGAGGAGGUGGCGGCGGAGGAGGAGGAUGGAGAGCUGCUCAAGACAGGGAUCAGAUAUAUAGAAGGCGGUCACCUUCUCCUUACUAUAGUCGUGGAGGAUACAGAUCACGUUCCAGAUCUCGAUCAUAUUCACCUCGUCGCUAUUAAAGCAUGAAGACUUUCUGAAACCUGCCCUAGAGCUGGGAUAUUGUUUGUGGACAAUAUUUUUUAUUGUCUCUUGUUUAAAAAGUGAACAGUGCCUAGUGAAGUUAGGUGACUUUUACACCUUUUAUGAUGACUACUUUUGGUGGAGUUGAAAUGCUGUUUUCAUUCUGCAUUUGUGUAGUUCGGUGCUUUGUUCAAAGUUAAGUGUUUUCAGAAAAGUAUGUUUUGCAUGUAUUUUUUUACAGUCUAAAUUUUGACUGCUGAAAAGUUUCUAUUGUACAAAACUUCAUUUAAAAGGUUUUUCUACUGAAUCCAGGGUAUUCUGAAGAUCGAAGCCUGUGUAAAAUGCUACCAAAUGGCAAAAAGCAACAAUAAACAGUUUGAUUUUUACUUUUCUUUCUAACAUAUCAAUGCUUAGCAGAACUAUUCAGAUUAAGUUGUCAGUAGUAAAUUUAAAGACAAAUACCCGUUUUCCUCCAGUCCAUGAAACAUACCAUACUUAUAUAACUGCAGCUAAAUGUUAAAAAUUAUGCUCUGUAACUCUGUACUGCUAGUAUUAGAACUAAAAACCUUAAAAUACAGCCAGUGCUUAAUGCUUAUAUAAAUGUGGAUUUGUCAGCUUUUAUGUAAUCUGUAAUAUGUAUAGCAGGAAAUAAGAAAUGAAGAGUUACACAGUGUAUGCCUUAAAAGGCUGUUUCUUAAAAAGCUGUUACAAGGGGAUAAUGGUAUUUCAACUAGUUAUCAGCAAGUGACAAUACAUUCCACCACAAAUAUACUCUUGUUAUUCUAGCUUUUAGACUAUAUGAAAAAACUGGGUGCUUCAGAGUACAUGAUAAGAGAAGGGAACACUACACCUGUGUCAUGGAUGAACUGAAGACUUUGCCUGUUCAUUUUUUAAAUAUUAUUUUCAGGUCCUUUGCUUACCAAAGGAGACCCAAUUUCACUCAAAUGUUUUGAGAACUGUGUUUAAAUAAACGCAAA